Messenger RNA from Fulvia fulva, 1989 nucleotides. RefSeq lists its product as uncharacterized. The transcript is spliced from 2 exons. NCBI's taxonomy places the organism in Eukaryota, Fungi, Ascomycota, Dothideomycetes, Mycosphaerellales, Mycosphaerellaceae. The coding region runs from base 1 to 1989 and encodes 662 amino acids. The record is from RefSeq and is a predicted model, not a curated record. Gene Ontology annotation, cellular component: membrane. Gene Ontology annotation, molecular function: acetyl-CoA transmembrane transporter activity.
AUGGGCGACCAACACCAACGUCGACUUUCCUUGAUCAUAGCCGGAACUUCACAAUCCGUUGCACCCUUCCCUCCAACACAUCUCGCUCGAGCACAAGAGCAACCGCUAUCGUCUACACGAAUCGCGGAUCGCCUCGAAGAUCAAGUCGAAUUCUCAAAUCUCGGACCACGUGAGGACGAUCCCUACAGCGACAUCUCCUCCGCCGACGAGGGAGACCCCUCUCUCUCAAUGCCACACAGGAAGAGCAAGUCACGCUCUCCUAAUCCGCGAGGAGGAUCAGUACGUGGGAGAAGUACAGCGAACGGAUCAUUAUCGUCGAAGGACUCCAACGCGUCGUUACGAGGGGACGUGGAUAUGAACGGCACAAUGCUGGAACAUCGGCGAGGAAAGCGGCAUGAGUCGAUGGACAUACCCGGGGAGGAUUCAGCAGAUGCACGGGAACGGUUGAUGGGGCGGGAGACGUUCAGUCUGGACGAUACACCGGCAAAGGGAGAGGAGAGCGAGAGCAAAGGUUUCUUUGAAUUGCCUGUGCAAGAUCGACGGAAUUUCCUGCUGCUGGUGUUGCUAUACUUCCUGCAAGGCAUACCAAUGGGUCUGGCUGGAGGAAGUAUACCAUUCUUACUGAAGAGCCAUCUGAGCUACAGUCAGAUUGGUGUGUACAGCUUAGCGAGUUAUCCCUACUCGUUGAAACUGCUGUGGAGUCCGAUCGUGGAUGCUGUAUGGAGUUCGAAGGUGGGGAGGCGGAAGAGUUGGAUUCUGCCAAUCCAGUUGUUGAGUGGUAUCGGUAUGCUAUGGUUAGGAACAAGAGCUGAGGCGAUGAUGGUGACGGCGGGUGAGAACAAUGGUGCUGGGGUGUGGGGCUUUACCGGAUGGUGGUUUGCGCUGGUGUUCAUGUGUGCGACGCAGGACAUCGCUGUGGAUGGCUGGGCCUUGACUCUCCUCUCCCAAUCCAACCUCUCCUACGCCUCAACCGCCCAGACAGUCGGCCUCACAGGCGGCCAAUUCCUCUCCUUCACCGUCUUCCUCGCCCUCAACUCGCCCGACUUCGCCAACAAAUACUUCCGCUCCACACCCCUCGACCAAGGUCUCUUCACCCUCAACUCCUACCUCACCUUCUGGGGCUGGUUCUAUAUCCUUGUGACCCUCGGCCUCGCACUCCUCAAGAAAGAAGAACGCACCCGUGAGAAGGAGGGAAUCUGGGAUGUCUACAAGCUCAUGGGCGGGAUCUUGAAGUUGAAGAAUAUUCAAGUCUUCAUCGUCAUUCACUUGAUUGCGAAGAUUGGAUUCCAAGCAAACGACGCCGUAACGAAUCUCAAACUCCUCGACAAGGGAUUCAGCCAGGAGGAUCUAGCGCUCACUGUUCUCAUCGACUUCCCCUUCGAGAUCGGCCUGGGCUACUACGCAGGGAAGUGGUCAGAACAAUACCUUCCCGUCCGCGUCUGGUGCUGGGCUUUCGUUGGUCGCCUCAUGGCCGCAGUCUUCGCGCAGCUUGUGGUCAUGUUCUUUCCAGCAGAAGGGACCACGACGGUAUACUUGCUCGUCAUCAUCGUGGAACAUGUCUUUAGCACGUUCAUGAGCACGGUCAUGUUCGUCGCCAUCUCCGCCUUCCACGCCAAGAUCUCGGAUCCAGCCAUUGGAGGCACAUACAUGACUUUGCUGGCAACAGUCUCCAACCUUGGCGGCACCUUCCCACGAUACUUUAUCCUCCGCUUCGUGGAUGCGUUCACGAAGGCGACUUGCAUACCGCCUGAGAAGGCACCCGCCGACCUCAAAAGCGACCUCAUCACUCAAGCUUUCAGCUGCGUGGCAGAGGUUGAGAAGCACCGCUGCAUUGACGGUGGAGGUAUUUGUAACAUCGAGAGGGAUGGAUACUACAUCGUCAACAUACUAUGUGUGGUGUUUGGCGUGGUGACGUUCUUCGGCUUCAUUAAGCCCAAGGCGAUGAAGCUGCAGAGUUUACCGCUUAAGGCGUGGAGGUUGGCGAAUUAG